GCCACAGCAGUUCAUCUGGUUCCCACAGAAAGCUGGAGCUCCCCCUCCAUAGCAGCAGCUGUACCUCUCUGCUGCAGGCAGCAACCUCCCCAGGCAGCAGCAACCUCCCCAGGCAGCAGCAGCAGGGGGACCAUGUUCAGAGCCAGAGGACGGCCUGCCCUCCAUUCCUCGUCAGUGAAAUCCUUCCUCAUUAAAAAUAAAAGCACUUCCUCCCCUGCAGCUGCUGCUGUUGCUGCGUUCAGAUGAAAUCCCUCCUCAUCCUGGCAACGAGCUGCAUCAGGUCGGAUCGAACAGAUUGUGGUCUCUCUAAUCUGUUGAGCAACACUAAAAGGCGGAUAUGAGCGCGGAAAGAGGAGGCGAUAGGAGCAGGACUGAGCGAGGCGCGGCGCUUUGGCAGGAUAUUCGGACUGGCCUGGGCAGAUUGCUUCUCCACCACUUUUCAUUUUCAGGGAUCGAGAUCACGUCACAGAGAAGAGUCCGAGUUGAUAAGCUGGAAAGGAGUAAUGGUGAAGCUUUGUCGGUGCGGUUUCCCUGCAGGUAUGGAGAGCAUCGAUGGGAGCGCGCACUGACGCGCACAUUCCAGCUGCUGCUUUCUGCUGCCUCUCACUCUCACAUGCAGUCACGGAUCUUUAUCUCUCUCCUCUCUCCCGGGGGGGACAGGAGAACAUCAGCAGCUGGAGGGCAGGAGCUCCUGAGAUGUCCAUCCAUCACGGCACGCUGCUCUUCCUGGGCCUCCUGCUGAUGAUCUCCGGGGCAAUCAUGGUGUUCUGCCUUGGAACGGGCCAUGCAACUAUCCCACUGUUUGUGCUCGGGGUAUUUCUGGGCACGGGGGGAAUAACCCUGGUGGUGGCGGGAGUUUGCAUGGCUAAGAAGAAUUUCCAGGUGGGAGUUCCUGGACACUUUCUGCUGCACCCCCCUACAGGCACACGGUUCAGCCCCCAGCAGGCCCUGGCCAUACAAAGGAGGUUAGAUCGAAUCCGACGGGAGAUUUCAACCGACGCUGUCAGUACGACACCGGAGCCCGAACCCUCCCUGCCAUCCACCCCGCCUCCCUGGACCAUGGAGCCGCCUCCGUCGUAUGACACUGUGAUGAAGAGCCAGGAGCACAGCGAGCAGAGAAACCAGGAGCGCAGAGAGGAGAUGAACCAGGAGCAGCAAGAACAGCCAGACAAUGAACACGAUGAACAGCAACAUCUUGAACAAACUGAAUACAUCCAUCAGGAGCACAGCCAGCAUCUUUAAAUUUUCUCUUGGACAUUGGGAACUCCCUUCAGUGCCUACUGUUCCUCUGAGGACUAAACCUUCAGUGCUACGGAUAAACCCAUAGCUACAAACCUCCUCUGAACCUUGAAACUGACCAAUUAAGAUUCAGUAUUUGCUCAGGAUUUCCAUAUAAAGUUAGAAGGAGACAAGUAUAAAGGUAUUAAGUAUAAAGGCUAUGAGAAAAUUCCAGGUUCAGUUAAAGUAUCUUUCCUUCCUUUUAAGCUCUGUUCAAAUACAGGAAGUACAUAAUUACAAUUUCAUAUAUCUGCCUCAUGCAUACUGCUUACACACAUAUAUUGCUUUGAUUCACUAUAGCAGCAACUCAUAUAGUCUCAUGUUUUCUGAUUCGACCUGUUUAACAGUUAAUCAGUCUUAUAUUUUUUUUAUUAAUUCCCCUUCCUGCUUCUUUGAGGCCUUGGACCCAGCAACCCCUAAAAAACGAUCACAGCCUGGUAAAAUUAAAGGAUUGGCUUUUAUUAAAGUCGAGGACAGGCUGCCACAUCCUACAUGAGGUUCAUACUCAUCACAAAGGCCUGAAGAGUCUGGAUCUUGAGUUGGGAGAUUGUGCAACCUCCAAUUUAAUAUAAAACAUUCUAGAUUUGGUAUUUUGGAAUAUGAAACUUUUAAGAAAUAAGCAGGUUGCAUAAAACUGUUGGUUUAAAAUUAUUUUAGGUUCAAUCGUAUGGUCUUGAGCACAAAGACAGAAAUGAAUGCAUCGCAAACUUAAAAGGCCGUUUUUGGAACUUUAUGGACAGGAUGGAAACAUACUUUGUAGUUGAUCAGACAUGGCUCAAGUUUCUUAUAUGAUAAUAAAAAAAAGGAUUUUUAUAAUG
Molecule: messenger RNA, 2096 nt
Organism: Cyprinodon tularosa
Lineage: Eukaryota; Metazoa; Chordata; Actinopteri; Cyprinodontiformes; Cyprinodontidae
Exons: 2
Coding region: 553-1242 (229 amino acids)
Source: RefSeq, a predicted model, not a curated record